CCCUCAACAAAACUCCCUCAUAACUUAUCUUUUUUCAGUUCUAAAAAUGGGGUUUCUUGAAAUCUUAUUAGUUCUAACAAUCACCACCAUUGCAACACUACCACUAGCUAGCGGCAUAGGUGGUGGUGGGUGGUCUAACGCCCAUGCCACCUUCUAUGGUGGUGCCGAUGCUUCUGGUACAAUGGGUGGAGCAUGUGGGUUUGGAAAUUUAUAUAGUCAAGGAUAUGGUACAAAUACAGCUGCAUUAAGUACUGCUUUAUUCAACAAUGGACUUGCAUGUGGAGCGUGUUUUGAGAUCAAAUGUGUGAAUGAUAAAAGAUGGUGUCUUCCAGGGUCCAUUGUUGUCACAGCUACAAACUUCUGUCCUCCAAAUAGCGCACUUCCAAACAACAAUGGAGGGUGGUGUAAUCCUCCACAACAACACUUCGAUCUUGCUCAACCGAUUUUCUUGAAAAUUGGUCAAUACAAAGCUGGAAUUAUUCCCGUUCAAUAUAGAAGGGUUGCUUGCAAGAAGAGGGGUGGAAUGAGAUUUACAAUAAAUGGUCAUUCAUAUUUCAAUUUAGUGUUGUUGACAAAUGUUGGUGGUGCUGGUGAUGUUGUGGGGGUGUCUAUUAAGGGGUCUAGAAGCAAUACAUGGCAAGCAAUGUCGAGAAACUGGGGGCAAAAUUGGCAAAGUGGUGCGAAUCUUGAUGGACAAGCUUUAUCUUUUAAGGUCACAACAAGUGAUGGAAGAACGGUUGUUUCUAAGAAUGUGGCUCCUGCAGGUUGGAGUUUUGGACAGACUUAUGCUGGAAAACAGUUUAAGUCUAUCGGUCUCUAACUCCAAACUUUUAACUUAACAGUUAAGUUAAAAUACUUUUUUUUUUUUUUUUAUGUGAUUUAUAGUUAUAAGAUUAAAGUAUGGAAUACUGAUAUAUUAUAGUAACUAAUGUAAUAUAGUGAUGAGACAAACUUUAUGGGCCCGUUUUGAAAGGCCCAUAGAGUUGGAUGCGUAAACUAAACUUCAGGAAAUCUGACUGUUUACAAAGAUUUCCUGGAGUCUUUUCAGACAGCCCCGGAAAAGGACACCAACUAGAGUUGGUGGACUGUGUGGCAUGUCUUUUUUAGUGUGUGUAAUGCUCAGAGUUAAAGUUGUUAUGUGUGUGUUUUUUUUGGAGGUCAAAUGUGGUGUCA
Molecule: messenger RNA, 1173 nt
Organism: Lactuca virosa
Lineage: Eukaryota; Viridiplantae; Streptophyta; Magnoliopsida; Asterales; Asteraceae
Source: the annotation of a GenBank genome assembly